Messenger RNA from Lolium perenne, 1049 nucleotides. RefSeq lists its product as uncharacterized. The record is from RefSeq and is a predicted model, not a curated record. NCBI's taxonomy places the organism in Eukaryota, Viridiplantae, Streptophyta, Magnoliopsida, Poales, Poaceae.
CCCCACACUACUCAGCACUCACCUCACAGCCCACAAACAGCAAGUACAGCCAUUGGCCACCCACCCACACACGAGCUCCACUCACUAGCUAGAAGAGUUCUCCCAGUGAGUGACUAGUUGCCUUGCCACUCCUCUCCUAGCCAGCUAGAGGCAAUCAGCCAAGCUAUAGAGGGGGGCACGGGAGCGGCCUGCCGGUGGUUCGCGGUGCGGCAGAGGGAGGGUACCCAGAGGCUCGUGAGGACAAUGCAUGGCAUGUGUUAACAUGUACAACCCGGAGCACCACCAGUCGUCGUCCUCGUCGUCCUUCAUGGCGCCGCGGAUGUCCUUCUCCAGCGACUUCGCGCUGGAGCCGCCGCCGGCCACUGCGCUGUCGGCGCGCGCGCCGGGGGACGCCGACUUCGAGUUCUCCGUCGGCGGCCGCCCCUCCAUGAUGGGCGCCGCCGACGAGCUCUUCUCCAAGGGCCGCCUCCUUCCGCUCCGGGAAGCUCCGCACGGUCGGCCCACCACGCUGCGCGAGGAGCUGCGCACCGAAGACGGCCGCCACGGGCGCGCGCCCCGCGCGCCCAACAUCCGGUGGAAGGAACUGCUCGGCUUCAAGAAGGCAUCCAAGAAGGCCAGCGCCGCCGACGCCGCAGCCGGCACGUCGUCCGCCGAAGCCCACACGGAUCUUGGAGGUCAAGGAGGAGGCACGAGAGAGUGAAGCAGCAAGCUCAUUGACCAAGCGGACAGAGGAAUGAUAUAUUAGCGAAGUAGUUGUUAAUUUGUGUGAUUUGGGUGGUGAUUUGCCUUCCAACUUGAUCGAUGUCCAUCAUCUACAUACUUGUUGAUGAUAUGACAGAUUUGUUGGUUCAUUGGAGAAGCAAACUAAGCAUGUGUGCAUUGGCAGAUUACUUGUUACCGUUUUCUCGUGGUGUGUAAAACGGAUUUUUUGCUCAUCUUGGUAGAUGGAUAGUUGCAUGUACUAGUAGUAGUCAAAUUAAUGAACUCCUCUCUAGCUGUGGCUCUGAAUGUUUUGUACUGAGAAGGGGAGUAGUAUAUUUUUCCUCACA